CAAAAAGGUUUAUCUGUUUGUCUCCGGCAAGGACGUCUGGGCAAACGGCUUUCUGCACCACUACCCUCGGCCUUCGUGCUCGUCCCCUGUGGGCAAAGGAAGGAGCUAGAACCGUCCCAGUCACUGGUCCCCUUCAGUUCUCCGUGGGCGCGUGGGCUGCCCGCUCCUGAGCGAGAUGACCGCGGCCCUUAGGCCCUGGGUGGGGUGGAGCGUCCUCGGGGCCCGGCUGGAUUCAGAUGUGGACUCUUCCCCUUUACAACGUGAUGCUCGGGAGGGCUCGUGCCUUGGUUUCCCCUCUAGCACCACGGAGCAAGCUGCCCCUCCUGCUGGCUUGGGGGACCCGAGGGCCCGGGGCCGCGCUUGCUGGGACUCUGGGUGUGACCAGCCCCGCCCCCACCUGGGCUAGGGACCGGCAUCGGAAGGUUUCGGUCCAUGACAGGCACGUCCGUGGGGUGAGCGGGGGCCCGUGUCAGCCCUGCGUCAGCCAGAACAGGAAGCUGCGGCCGGGAGCGCCCCACCCUGCGGGGCCCCUGCGGCCACCACACCUGUCCCCAGAGCCACACAAGCACCGCAGGGGAGGCAGCCCCCGCCCUCAGGCUUCCUGGGCUCCCAGCACCCACCGCCGCACCCCCUGGCCUACGGGGGCUCCCCCGGCUCCAGCUGCCUCGCCUCUGGGUGCUCUGCUGGUUUCCGGGGCCCCAUUUCCGCCCCCGCCCCGGGCAGACUCAUGUUUUACUUUGCAGAGUCUUGGGGAGCAGAGCAUCUGGGGGUGGACGCAGCCUGGGCCCGAUUCCUCCGAGUGGAAACCAGCGGAGGGCACAGCGACCUCACAGCGACCCGGGGAAUCUGGACCCAUUCCGCAAGCCGUGGGAUCUGCCCCCGCCAGCGCGGAGCCAUCCGUGAAGUGGGCGCCCCGCUCCGGCCCUGCCCUGGGUCCACGCAGGUCUCCGUGGGAAGGUGGUGGUUCCUGCGGCCCCUUGGACGGAGGUGAGCGGCAGGCAGCUCCCCGCAGGGGCCCAGUUCCACGUAGGGUUCUGUCUCCACCUCUGCACUUAAUGAUGCGUGCUUUUCCUUCUCGGUUAUUCCAUCCCCUGCCUGCUGGGGCACGUGGCUCCGGAUCUCGCCUGCGAGCCUCAUGCUUGUCCCACAGGUCCCUCCCUGGACUGCGCUGAGUACCGAGGGGUGAUGGAGAGUCAGGGACGUGAGGGGCCUCGCUCCUGGGCCGCCCGGUGUAGUGACCACAGGCCGCGGGCGGCCAGGGGCCCUUGAAGCAUGGCCCAGCGAGGCUGGGAUGUACUGGGAUGUGCUGUAAAUGUGAAAUGCUCACCAGAUUUUGAAGAUUCCAUUAUUUUUUUUAAAGAUUUUAUUUAUUUAUCCAUGAGAGACACAGAGAGAGGCAGAGACACAGGCAGAGGGAGAAGCAGGCCCCACGCAGGGAGCCCGAUGCGGGACUUGAUCCCGGGACCCCGGGGUCACAGCCUGAGCCGAGGGCAGAUGCUCGACCACGGAGCCCCCCAGGCGUCCUGAAGAUUCCAUUUUUAAAAUAUCAAAUAUCUGAUUCAUCAGUGCAUGUUUAUUACAAGCUGAAACGGUGAUUUUUUGAACAUACCGGUUAAAUGAGAGAUAUCAUUAAAAUAAAUGGCACUUUUCCCGAAAA
Molecule: messenger RNA, 1657 nt
Organism: Canis lupus familiaris (dog)
Lineage: Eukaryota; Metazoa; Chordata; Mammalia; Carnivora; Canidae
Product: collagen alpha-1(I) chain-like
Exons: 2
Coding region: 237-1172 (311 amino acids)
Source: RefSeq, a predicted model, not a curated record